UCUGCGCAAAACUGAUUUGAUCGGUAAUGUCGAUCCAUUGAUUUUCAGGGUUUUCAUUAUCGUCUUGAAGCAAACUUGAAAUAUCUGAUUCCGAAUUACUAUCAUAAAUUUCAUCAAAUGUAUCUGUAUCGGAAGUAUUUUCAAAAUCAGACUCACUACUAGCAAUUGAAGAAUCUUCAGGUGCACGUUCCUUUACUUACACUCACGUUAACUUCAAAGUGCGCCUGUUGUUGUGUUUGUUUGAGGAAUGGUUUGUGUAAAGGUAGCGGUUCGCGCCGCGACAAAGACGGGAGACCGAGACAGGAGACUGAGACCAGAGACAGCGACAAAUGUCUCGGUCUCUUCGGCAUGUACUGUAGGUCGAGACUGAGACCGAAGAUCGCGACAAGUGUCGUGGAGCGACCGCUCAGUUCAAGAGAGUCUGUCGAUGAAGUCAGUGGUGUUUUGUGUCGUGAUGGAAAACCAAGUGAAGCUGCUAUUGGAGGAAGAAGAAGACGAUGAUUUGCUCUUAUAUUAUUAUUACAAAUACAAAACUGAAAGACGAUUACCUAUUAAGGAUUUAUAUUUAACUAGAGGUCAAGAAGGAUCAUUUUCGCUAUUAGUAAAGAAGCAUGAUGACAAUAUAUUCAGGAAGUAUUUUCGGCUGAAUAAAACACAGUUUGAUUACGUAUUAAAUUUACUGAAAAAAUCAAUGCAAGAAAAGGGAAGAAUAUCAGUGAAAGAAAAAUUAGCACUAACUUUAAGAUUCUUGGCGACUGGAGAAACAUAUGCUUCGCUAUCAUUCGAAUUUCGUAUAUCACCUUCUUAUAUUUCACAAAUAGUCAAAGAGGUGUUAAAACAUUUAAAGACUGUUUUGGUGCCAAUUUUUAUGCCUGUUCCAAAAGAAAGUGAUUUUAGGCUUGUAUCUGAAGGAUUUUGGGAUAAAUGGCAAUUCCCCAAUUGCACAGGUGCUAUUGAUGGGAAGCACGUAAGAAUAAGAGCCCCUGAAAAUAGUGGGUCGUUGUAUUUUAAUUAUAAGGAGUAUUACUCAAUUGUUCUUUUGGCUAUUGUAGACCAUAAUUACAAGUUCAUUGCAGUAGACGUCGGCUCUUAUGGCAAAGAAGGAGAUAGUGGAAUAUUCCAAAAAUCUACAAUGGGAAAACAAAUCAUGAGAAAUGAAUUUAAUUUUCCAGAACCAAAAAAUCUACCAAAUUCGAACAUAAUAUUACCACAUUUUUUAGUUGGAGAUGAAGCAUUUAGUCUUGAUACUUUUAUGAUGAAACCUUACGCUAGAAGAGUUGCAAAAAACGAUUUAAGCAAAGAAAUAUUCAACUACCGACUUUGUCGUGCGAGACGAGUAUCGGAAAACGCGUUCGGUUUGCUGUCUCAGGUGUUUAGAGUAUUUUACACUCCUAUUGGAAUAGCGCCAGAAACAUGCACCGACAUGAUUUUGGUUGUCUGUUGCAUGCAUAACCUAUUAAGAGAUGGAUUUUUGGUAUCUGCUCAAAUGCCCGUACACCAAUGGAACCGAGAAGAAGAAAAUUUGCCUUCAAAUUUUGUUUCAUUACGUGGAACAGGAGGGUUUUCGAACAGCAACGGACUCGAUAUUAGAGUAAAAUUAACCAAUUACUUCACGUCACAGCAAGGAGCAGUAGACUGGCAAUUACAACAUGUCACACGGCUUGUUUGAGCUGAUUCCACUCCACCUUUUCUUUCUUAUAUGUUUCCUUCCACAUAUUAAUUUUAUGCAAAAUAAAUAAAAUAAGAAUAACUCACCUGUUUUAUUUAUGCUUUCAGCUAUGCUUUUCCAAAUAUUAUCCUUCAAAUUUUCAUCUCUGUAGGAGUCUAACUGUGCAUUGUAUAGCGGAGGAUGCUGUCUGAUUAGUUCAAUCAGAGUCUCACAGUCUUCAUCACAAAAACUCAUUUUUAGACCUAAACACGUGUGCUUUCACGAGCGCGACACGAGACACUACUGGUCCGGAACAGCGACCGUCUCGCUGUCUCCUGUCUCGCGUCUCGGUCUCCUGUCUCUGUCUCACUCGCGAACUGUCGCGUAUAUAUUGCCUAAUAUGUCAUUUACACUCAGCCACUUCCCUUGCCACUCGCGUCGCCGCGAAUGUUGCCGCGGCAGUGUCAACGCGAGUGUGUCGUUUACAUUCAGCCCUCAUACUUCUUUGCCGGGCGACUCGCAAACAUGGCUGACGUCGAGGUUGUUGCGGCGACAGCUGUAUGUCUACUUAUUUUAUUGAAUUAUUUAAACGUUUUAAAAAGAAAUCAGAAAAAAAGACGCUAUCGCCAAAGAAGAUGGUGGAUGAAAAAAAUUCAUCUGAAUCGAACGACGUAAGUACUACUAUAACUACCUGUAAAGUGCAUACACUUUUGAUAAUAGUUUAAUAAAUGAAUUCAUGAUGAUUAUAUUUUUGUUACAGAAACAGCAUGAAUAUUUUUUUAUGGAGUUGACUUCCGAAGAUGCUGCCGAGUUUUCUAACUUUUGCAGAAUGUCACCUUCUGAUUUUAAAUUCUUGUUACAUAAAAUUACAUUUAUGAUUGAAAAACAGCAAACGAGACUGCGAAUGCCCAUACCAGCAAAAAUACGUUUGGCAAUAACAUUACGAUAUUUAGCAACGGGGGAUAGUUACAAAAGUCUCCACUACUUAUUCAAGGUUUCUACACCAGCCAUUUCGUUAAUUAUUCCUGAAGUAUGCAAAGCUAUCAACUCUGUUCUCAAGGAUCAAAUUAAGUUACCACAAACACCAGCGGAAUGGUUAAUUAUAGAAGAAGGAUUUAGAAGGAAAUUUCCUCGAUGUGUCGGAGCUAUAGAUGGGAAGCAUAUUGUAAUUAAAUGUCCUCCACACAGUGGCUCACAAUAUUACAACUAUAAGCAUACAUAUAGCAUCGUACUAAUGGCUCUAGUUGACAGUGAAUACCGUUUUAUUUUUGCUGAUAUUGGUGCCCAGGGACGUAUUAGUGAUGGAGGAAUUUUUCAAAACUGUUUACUCUGGCAAAAAAUUGACGCAGGCACUAUUAAUUUGCCACCAGACGCGCCCUUACCCGGAAGAGAAAUUGAUGUACCCUAUGUAUUUCUUGGUGAUGGAGCUUUUGCUUUACAUAAACAUAUAAUGAAACCCUUUCCUGGUAAUUAUAAUUUUAACACAAUGGAACGCACUUUUAAUCACAAACUUUCGAGUUCUCGUGUCAUUGUAGAAAAUGUCUUCGGUAUUUUAACAACUGUUUUUCGAAUAUUUAGAAAACCAAUCGAGAUCGAUAUAGAGAAUGUACCAACAGUAACAAUGACCUGUAUUUUAUUACAUUAUUUUUUAAAAAACAGUAAAACCUCUAGUAAUAUUUACGCUCCUCCGGGAACUUUUUCCGUAGUAGACGGAGUAAAUAUUGAUGGCUCUUGGAGACAAAAUCAAACCAACCCAGAUAAUUUAGCUAUUAGGCCAAUAGCGGAUGUACCAAGACGCUCAUCUAGAAACGUUUGUGAAAUUCGAACUGAAUUUGCGCAUUAUUUUCAUAAUUUGAAUACAGAAAAUAACUAAAUAUAGUAGUAAUACUAUGUAAGCUGUAAUAAUCAUCUAAUUAAAAAUGUUUAAUAAAUUUUA
Helicoverpa zea (corn earworm) is the source of this 3584-nucleotide messenger RNA. Its product is annotated as protein ALP1-like. NCBI's taxonomy places the organism in Eukaryota, Metazoa, Arthropoda, Insecta, Lepidoptera, Noctuidae. The record is from RefSeq and is a predicted model, not a curated record. Bases 428 to 1669 code for a protein of 413 amino acids. The transcript has 3 exons.